Messenger RNA from Andrographis paniculata, 1354 nucleotides. Its product is annotated as non-structural maintenance of chromosomes element 4 homolog B-like. NCBI's taxonomy places the organism in Eukaryota, Viridiplantae, Streptophyta, Magnoliopsida, Lamiales, Acanthaceae. The record is from RefSeq and is a predicted model, not a curated record. Gene Ontology annotation, cellular component: Smc5-Smc6 complex; nucleus. The transcript has 8 exons. Gene Ontology annotation, biological process: DNA repair. Bases 53 to 1246 code for a protein of 397 amino acids.
UUCCUCCUCGAUUUCCAUACUCCCUGCCACGAUUCCUCUCACUACCCUUCCAAUGGCGAUCAACAGCGACCAGGAGGAGACGGACUGUCAAAGGAUAAAGAUUCCAGUAGCGGAAGACGACGCCGAGGCCUCUAUUCCCAAGGUCAAAACAGAAUCAAAGCAUACUCCCAUGAAGGGAGAGGAGGAUCAUAUGCGGAGUAACAUUCGCACGCUCUAUCGCGAGCUUGAAGCAAGGAUCAACGAAGGAAAAGAUGAAAUUGUCGCCGGAGAUUCGCAAAUGUUCAUGUCCAUUAUGAAUGAGGUGGAGAAGAUCCACCAAAACGUGAAAAAUCCAAGGGAGCAAGUAGCAGAUGCGGAGGCAUUCCUAGGGCUAGUGAGCACGUUGGUCGCCUCUGUUAAAACACAUAUGAGAGGAGGGAUAUCUCCCUAUCAAUUUGUUUCGCAUUUAGUUGGAGAAUUCGGGAAGCACAAGGAAUUUCGAAAGAAUUCACCUGUUGUUAUUGCAUGGAAAGAUAUCGGCAGUUUAUCUACAUUGAUUUUCAUGAAUGUACCAGGCUGCGCAACCAUGAUUGGACCUAUGAGACAUAAGAUUAAGCCAUUGAAUCGAGUCUAUCCUGGUCCAAGUUCUCGUUCAUUUGGGAUGUCACAUUAUUCAUCUCAGCAAUGGAAGCAGCCUGUCGUUCCCACCCGAUUGAAAACAAGAAAAAGAUCAGCACAGACCAGAGAUCAUCCACAAGAGCAUACAACCGUUGCCGAGGCAGUGAGCAACACCGACGAGAACAUCCGAAUCAUGUUUGAGAUAUUAAAGAAAGAAAAACAGCUCAAGGUUGAGAAUUUAAUACUCAAUAGAAACUCUUUUGCUCAGACCAUCGAAAACCUAUUUGCAUUAUCGUUCUUGGUGAAAGAUGGAAGAGUUUGCAUCGAUGUCGAUACGAGUGGUUCUCAAGUAAUCACCCCUUGUAAUGGUCCCAGCGCAGAAGAAAUCGAGAGCAGAGCCGCCAAAAGCCAUCAUUUUAUGUUCAGAUUCGACAUCGAUGAUUGGAAGCUGAUGAAGACUCUUGUACCUGGCGGUGAAGAAGUGAUGCCGGUAAGGAAUGCAGACACCAGAACCGAAACCAGCAACAGACAUUGGAGCCACGAGGAAGCAAUCCCGGAAGGGAUUCCCAUCCGUUCGAACUUUUUCGAUGCAGCGCGUCCGGUUAAGAAUGUCUGGGGAAACUUCGGCGUCACCGUGGCCAAGUUCUAACUUAAGGUAAACAAUUGCCAUGGCUUGGGGUAAGAAUUUUUUAGGUUUGUAUAAUAUGUCUUGAUAGUUCGGCUGUGUAAUAUCUGAUGGUUUUGGGCGUUGCCAUAU